Molecule: messenger RNA, 2972 nt
Organism: Chondrus crispus (carragheen)
Lineage: Eukaryota; Rhodophyta; Florideophyceae; Gigartinales; Gigartinaceae
Exons: 2
Coding region: 1-2661 (886 amino acids)
Biological process (GO): protein import into nucleus
Cellular component (GO): nuclear envelope; cytosol
Source: RefSeq, a predicted model, not a curated record
AUGCUCGCCUUGUAUCGCAACCUCGACGUCAUCGUCGCCAAGCCACCCCACCCAGCCGAUCCUACCGUGAGGACGAACGCCGCCAUGGCUCAGCGACUCAUUGUUAAAGUGUUCUGGAGCUGUACCCAGUUUAUAUUGCCGCCCUGUAUGGCAGACGUUGACACCCUCACCAGCUGGAUGAACGCGUUUUUGGAAACGUUUCGCAGACCCACGUUGCAUCCGUACAUCGACGAUGUGGAAGAGCUCAACAUCGAGCCCGAGUGGAAGACGAAAAAAUGGAUUGCUAAUGUCCUCACGCGCUUUCUCAAGCGCUAUGGCUCGCCCAAGAAGGUCCCCAUCGACGAACCGUGGGCUAAGCAAGUCGCCCUGGUGUUCAAGGAGCGCCAUGCGGAGGAAGCCACCACCGCCAUGCUCGAGGUCCUGUCGGCGGAGACCAAGGGGCAGCAGCUGAGCCAGCGCGUCGCCCACUUGGCCCUCGACUUUAUUGAAGAGGCCAUCGAGACGGCUGCUCUGUGGGCUGUUAUUCAUCCUCACGUUGACACCUUACUUGCUCGCAUUGUCUUUCCAUAUCUAUGCUUUUUGCCAAGUGAUGAGGAAACAUGGGUGAACGACCCCAGUGAGUAUGUGAGGAAGCAGUACGACUUCAACGACGAUUUCACAUCGCCACGAAUGGCUGCCUCCAAUUUGCUUACCAAGAUGAGUGACCUACGCUCAAAGAGCACUAUCCUUCCCUUUAUACAAUAUUUACUGCAAAAUGUUCUCGAUCCUUUUCAAAGGGCUCCCGUCGGAUCACAGCAACGCGCGACUCUAGCACGGCAGAAGGUCGGCGCGUUUGCCUUGCUGGCCGCCGUGAAGGCCAAGCUGAUGUCAAAGCAGGAUUUGUCCGAAAGCUUUCUCAGCGUCCUUAAGACGCAUGUAGAACCGGACCUGCGCGCCGAAUUUGGCUUUUUGCGGGCAGAAUCAGCCUGGCUUCUGGGGCAGAUUGCAGCACGCGGGUGGAACGAAUUUUCAGCCCAACUCGGUGAAGCGUCAUUGCGCGGGUGCGUGAAUUUGCUCGAAGAUUCGGAGCUUCCCGUACAGGCCGCUGCUGCCGGUGCGCUGCAGUUUUUGAUGGACCAGGACGGGUCUUCUGCGCUGAUUGCCGGUGUCGCGCCACAGCUUUUGCAGCGACUGUUGCAGUUGAUGGACAACAUGUCGGAUGGAUACGCAUCGUUGCUUCCAGCUGUGGACAAGCUUGUCGUGCGGUAUCCAGACGAGAUUAUGCCGCUGACCGUUCCGCUUGUGCAACGGCUGAUGGUUGCGUUUGGGCAAUCUGCUCGCGCCAUCAUUGUUGAUGGUGACGAUGAGGAUGACGAAAUGGCGUUUGCUUCAGCACAAGUUUUGAAUUUGAUUUCGUCCAUCAUUUCUGGGUUUGCAGAAUGGAGGCAGCCAUCAAGAGAAGAGAAGGCUUCUGUCUUGCACUCUGUUGAGGCAGAAUUGCAACCACUGCUCAGUUCGAUGUUUGACGAGUCGCACCAGGUGUUUGUGGAAGAACUGCUGGACAUUCUCGGGAGCCUGAUCAUGCAGACGGGCGAGCUUAAUGGAAAACUUUCCCCCUUUUUGCUUUCUCUCAUUCCAAGAAUGGUUCAUGGAUUCCACGACUGGGCCGCUGAUUACGCCGAACACAUGAUGGAAGCGGUGACAGGGUAUUUGCGGUUCGACUUGCCAUCUGUAAUUUCCCUUGAUGGCGGCACGAAUGCAUUUGUCCCAAUGAUCAAGAGACUAUGGUCUGACAACUUUGACGACAGCGAUGCCAACUUCGGUUCCAGAAUCGCUGACAUGCUUAUUCUAAAUCUGAACAAGGUGCAACCUCUUUCGAAUGAGCUCAUACAACAAGUGAUUGUCGAACUUGCACGAGGCGCUGCUGAGAGAUGCGUCAAGACGGCGCCGGAUCAGACGGCCUUGCGACAGCGACUAUUUUCGAUCGUCAUGUUGUGCACAUACGUGGAUGCAGGUAGCGUGUUGAAGGGGCUCGGACCGACAUCGGUUAUGCAGUUGAUAGGGUCGCAUUCAAACGACUUGCAUUUGUUCGAUCGGAUACACUCGAAAAAGUCGUUAAUCCUGGGCAUUGGUGCAAUCCUCUGCACACGAGGUGUCAUCGACGAGGAAUCGAAACCUCCUCUGCUGAACCUUGCUAUUCGACUGCAGAUGAUGAUUGACGAACAAAGAACGUCAAACUGCCAGGCAGGAGAGCAGGUAACUGAAAGCCUAGCUGCCCUGUCAAAGGAUACCAACGGAACAUCACCAUUUGCUUUUGCACCCAUCAAUGAUCAAGGGUCCGACUUGGAAGACGACCAGGAUGCGACCAAUUUCGUGGAUGAUCUAAAUGACGCAGACGAGGGGGGGCUAGAAAAGCUGGCGGCUGGGACCGGAAUCUCAGUGGAAACGCUAGAGCAACUCAACACAAACGGUACAAUCGAGCAUGGGUUUUUCGACCUCGACGCAUUGGCGGAAGAAGAUGACGAUGAGGGGACUUUCGAUUCUCAUCCCCUCGAUGACAUCGAUGAGGUCGAGUGUCUUGUUCGAAAUGUGAAGGAAUCCACAGCGGACAAUACAUGGUGGAGCAAGGUUCCCGAGCAAGACAAGAUCGCAAUGGAGCAACUUGCGAGGAGGACCCAAUAGCGGGUCUGUUGUUGCUGUGCUUCAUGGAACCUCUUAAAAAUUUUGGUGGAAGGAUCUUUUGCGUGGAGCCUGCCUGAAGUCGUUACAAAGGCGCUGACAACGACAGUAUGUCCACGAUAUGUUUUUUAUGUGGCGCUGCGUUGGAUUGGACGAUAUGACCUGAAAGAUGAUCGGUGGACCUUUCGCGGCUUUAUUCAGGGUUCCGAGAUGGCGUGCUUUAUUGAUGCAAAUAGAUCUCUGGACAUGGACAGGAUGGUUUGCUAUAGUAAGAAAGAUUACGAAGGAUUAAAGUUGGUGUUGAUUUUUUUUUU